CGGUUUUCGCGGAUACGGUUUCAUGGAUAUAGUUGAAUAAUACGGUCGAACAUGUUUGUAAAGUAUCUCGAUGGUUUAAAAGGUUUCGAGACAUCCUCUGAGAUUGGGUUCUCUCAAUAUCUUCCGCGACAGAACAACCUCAAUCUCAGCGACAAGAGAAAUAACACAAUUACAAAGCAUAUUACCACAAGAUAUAUCGACUUCUUGUAACAUUCUCUAUUUAGCACUUGCUUAUUCUAGAGCUGUCUGGUUCAUGUCGGGCACGACUUUGCGCAUCGACACAGAUACCGGCAGGAUAUUUAAAUAUCCAUCGUUCGAUCGCUGAAGCCAGACCGAAUAUCUCAAGAGCUGCAUAUCCAUGAAAAUCAAUUUAGUUACACUUAUAAUCUACAACCAGUAGUGUUACUAUACACCAUGCCUAGCAAAGCACCUCCUAAAUCUGGAAGAACUGGGCAGAACAAGACAACAAAACUAACACGCGCGCCAGCACGUUUCGCGAGAAUCUAUCAGUUGGCACAAGCGCGGUUCGACGAACUAAGAGCUACUGAUCAAAGCCUCGAAUUUCUAGAGUGGCAAUUGAGAAAUGAGUUAAAAACUCACACGAACAUUCGCUGCAACGCUGCACAAAUAUGUAAAGGCGUAUUGAGUCGCAUUCGACAAGCUCGAGAAAAUGAGCUUGCACCGGGGACUGCUCCCGUCUCCGCCCCGAAGCGAUCAAAUUUGCCCGAUGAUGCGCCUCCGGUGAAGCCGUGGGUACCGAAAAAGAUUGUUGUGUUGAAGAUUAAAGAUGGUUGUUUCACACCGAAUGUCGUACCGAUUCCUGACACGCGUGUCGUGCAGCCGCUGUCGCAAGGGCCUGCCCACAUUUUAUGGACAAUCCAUAAGAGAAAUCACGGAUCGUGUGCGACACCGGUAGCUGGAAUACCUACAGUCAUAUCACCCACUACUUUAGAAUACGUGGGUACCGAUCUCACAUCAGAUCAAUCGUAUUAUAAUUUUUUGGCGCGGAAGGCUGGCGCGAAGAACAUUAUCGAGGCACGAAUCAAACGUGGAUUAGAGGACUUGAAUGAAGUUUUAGAGGAAGCUAUCAGGAGAGCACACUCGUUGGCGGAGAGCGAGGUUUCAAUAUUGGCUGGAAAGUUGGCUGAGCAGGACAGAGAUAACAAGAACUUGCAAGAAUAAAAGAAAGAGCGUGUUUAUUGGAGUAUCGAUCGAUGGCUUGCUUGGAGUUUGGUAGUCACUGGGUACUACAUGGGCGGGUGAAAAUCGAGAUACUUUUUUACGUGUUUCGGUGACGUCAGGGUGGUUUUUCGUAUACUGCGAUU
Sclerotinia trifoliorum is the source of this 1325-nucleotide messenger RNA. NCBI's taxonomy places the organism in Eukaryota, Fungi, Ascomycota, Leotiomycetes, Helotiales, Sclerotiniaceae. The record is from the annotation of a GenBank genome assembly.